This is a messenger RNA of Syzygium oleosum, 516 nucleotides long. RefSeq names its product cell number regulator 2-like. Bases 1 to 516 code for a protein of 171 amino acids. The record is from RefSeq and is a predicted model, not a curated record. The transcript has 5 exons. NCBI's taxonomy places the organism in Eukaryota, Viridiplantae, Streptophyta, Magnoliopsida, Myrtales, Myrtaceae.
AUGGCUCCGCGAAACUCCGGAGGAGACUCAAAAGUGCCUCCACCUCCGGUCGCCGCGCCACCUUCCGUGGCGUUCCCUCCGGAAGCAAGCGCUCCCCCGGCAUACUGGACCACCAGUCUUUGUGGUUGUUUCGACAAUCCAUCGAAUUGCUUGAUCACCUGUUUUUGCCCGUGCGUCACAUUCGGCCAGAAUGCGGAGAUUAUAGACAAAGGAAGCACCUCUUGUGCGUUUGCCGGGGCUCUGUGCUGCCUGAUGUUCCACUUCUUUUGUUGUUCAUACUGCUACACAUGCACUUACCGGACCAAGCUCCGCAAACUCUACUCGAUCCCCGGCAGCCAGUGCGGAGAUUGUUGCUUACACCAUUGGUGCGGGCCAUGCGCUCUUUCUCAAGAGUAUCGGGAGCUCCAGAACCGCGGGUUCAAUCCCUCGAUCGGAUGGGUCGCUAACGCCGAACGAAGGACUCGACAGGUUGGAGUCAUGGUCCCUCCGUUAGUUCCCGGCAGCAUGAAUCGUUGA